Messenger RNA from Drosophila kikkawai, 3421 nucleotides. It is a transcript of the gene NaPi-III, whose product is annotated as Na[+]-dependent inorganic phosphate cotransporter type III. Gene Ontology annotation, cellular component: membrane. Lineage: Eukaryota; Metazoa; Arthropoda; Insecta; Diptera; Drosophilidae. Gene Ontology annotation, biological process: phosphate ion transmembrane transport. The record is from RefSeq and is a predicted model, not a curated record. Gene Ontology annotation, molecular function: phosphate transmembrane transporter activity.
UAUCAACAAACCGGUGGUUGCGCGCGACAGUCCCGCUUAAAUAAAAAUAAAUUCCAGUCAACGGGUUAUUGAUUCGAAAAAGUGCUGCUAUUCAAACAUGGUGAAUAAUUUUCUAUGGUGGAAACAACUUUGCUACCCCAAACGUCAGUUUGCCAACUCGACAAUUUUUAACUCCUACUCAACAUAACAAGAAACUUAUUAGUAAUAACAACACACAACAACACUAUUAUCCACUUACUCAACAACAUCAACAACAACUGUCGUUUAAUUCCAACAAUUGCUAAGGGAGAGUCAUCCGAGGAUUAAAUGAAUGCAACUGGAGUUGAUGUUGAGCCUGUAAACGACAGCAGCAACAACAACAGCAAGGAUUCGUCAGGGCGAGGAGAACUUUUUUAAUUUACGAGUCUAGUUUUUGUGUGUGUUUGUUUAGUCCGCGAUUAAUUGUACAUUUUUUAUUUAAUUAUUGUAUACUUUCGGGCAGAGCUGGUCCUCAGCUUUUGAAGUGGGAUAGAGGGAGAGGAGAUUGCAUUAUUCAGGGAAAUUAUUAAUUAAGUCAACCAGGCUUCUUCGCACCUUGCGAGUUCCAAACGGCGAGUUGUUGCCCAAUUUUCAUUAUGAAAAUAACGACAAUGAAGUUUAAGCGCAAAUAUGGCUGUUUAGAGAAUAUUUGAAAGGAAUUUCUCAAUUAUUAACCAAUUAAGAUUUUUUGUUUCGACCCUCAUUUGUUACUCGUAGUCUUGUAUUUUAUAAGUUUUGAACGAUUGUUUUGCACAAUUUAAGUCACUCACAAACCACAUCACAGUUAAAUUCGCAAAUCCCCCUAACAUUUUUGAGUUUUGGUUUUAAAAGGAGAAAAGGAAAAGGUAGGGAAGGUAAUCAGUAUUCAGUUAGAGUUGGAGAGUUUAGAGGCUUGGACAGGAGGCAAAGAAGAGAUAGAGAGAGUUUGAAUUACAUUUAAUUAACACCAAACAACACAACAACACCGCAAACGUCAACAUGGAGAGCUUCUCGCCGGAUUUAUUAUGGAUGGUGGUCAUUGGCUUUAUGAUUGCCUUUAUUCUGGCCUUUGGAAUCGGUGCCAACGAUGUGGCCAACUCUUUUGGCACUAGUGUAGGCUCUGGGGUUCUUACCAUCCGUCAGGCCUGCGUUUUGGCCACCAUAUGCGAGAUAUCGGGUGCAGUUUUGAUUGGCUACAAGGUGUCGGACACCAUGCGCAAAGGAAUCCUGGAAGUGGGCUUGUACGAGGGCGCCGAGGAAGUGCUAAUGCUGGGCUGCGUUUCUGCUUUAGCCAGCAGCGCCGUUUGGCUGCUGGUGGCUACCUUCUUGAAGCUGCCCAUCUCGGGUACACACAGCAUUGUAGGCUCCACCAUCGGCUUCUCGCUGGUGGCUCGUGGCGUCCAGGGUCUGAAAUGGUCCACACUGGGCACCAUCGUCGGCUCGUGGUUCAUUUCGCCCGUGAUGAGCGGUAUUGUGAGCAUCGUUUUGUUCCUGGCCAUAAGACGCUUUAUCCUGCGUGCUCAGGAGCCACUGAAGGCGGGUUUCCGCUCGUUGCCCAUCUUCUACGGCGUGACAUUCUUCAUCAAUGUUAUCAGCGUGGUGUUAGAUGGACCCAAGCUCCUUUACAUGGACAACAUCCCUACUUGGAUAGCGGUGGGUGUCAGCCUGGGUCUUUCCUUGCUGGUGGCUUUGCUCACGCAGCUUGUGGUUGUGCCGCUCCAGCGCCGUAAGAUCGCCAAACGAUUGCGCGCCGAGAAUCCUGUCAAGUUUAACUUCGAGGACUCUGUCGAAUCAUCACCUUCGGGCAGUCCCAAGAAGCAGCGCCGUCCCCUCUCAUUGGUCAGCGAGGGUAAACCCUUGCCAGCCAUUGCGGAGAUCACCGAGCUGGUCUCGCUUAGCGAUAACUCGCCCAAGACCUUUAAGCUGGCCCCCUUCGGCCUGGCGGCCAAGAACAACAAUGCGCCCGGCGAGGAGUACAAGAUCGAUCCGCAGUUGAUCAAGAAGGCUGAGGAUCUACUGGGCAAGGCUAGCCUGGACAACACCGACCUGACCAUCACCAGCCUCAACUUCAUCGACGAGCAGCAGCAGCAGCAGCAACACCAGCACCAGCAGAACGGACGCAAGUUGCAGGAGUGCUUUAAGAGGGUGCAAUCACCGAAGGAAGAGCCAAAGCACAAGGGUAACGUGGCCGGAAUGGAUGUGGGAGUUGUUGGAGCUAGUGCCAAGGCCACCAACAACAAUCUGCAAGUGGUGGAGAGCGGUGGCAGCCUGGACUUGAUGAUCAGUUCCACACUAUCGCCCAAUUCCAGCAAAGUGCCGCUGAUCGAGAGCAAAGAGGCCCUGAAUGAGCAAGAGGAUGAAUUCAAGCGAGCGGCAGCUGCGGAAGGACGAAGGACCAGCGGCGGCGAGGAGACCCAGGAGAUCUCAAUGCUUUUCUCGUUCCUUCAGAUCCUCACGGCCACCUUUGGCAGCUUCGCACACGGCGGCAAUGAUGUGAGCAACGCCAUCGGCCCACUUAUUGCCCUGUACAUGAUCUAUCGCGAGGGCUCGGUUAUGCAGCGGGCGGAAAGUCCCAUCUACAUUCUGAUUUACGGCGGCAUUGGCAUCUCCGUGGGUCUCUGGCUCUGGGGAAGGCGUGUCAUCGAGACCAUUGGCAAUGACCUCACCAAAAUUACCUCAUCGACUGGCUUCACCAUUGAAAUUGGAGCCGCCAUCACCGUACUGCUGGCCAGCAAAAUUGGUUUGCCCAUUUCCACCACUCACUGCAAGGUUGGUUCGGUGGUUUUCGUGGGUCAUGUGAGUGCUGCGGGUCGCAAGAAGCGUCAGUCGAACGAGCAGGAUCUGGAGAAGGAGGCAGCGCAGGCCCAUCCAACUGCCGCGGCCAUGGAAGAUGGCAGUGUUGACUGGCAUCUGUUCCGGAAUAUUGCCUACGCCUGGAUUGUGACAGUGCCGGUUACGGCUCUGCUUAGCGCCGGAAUGAUGUAUGUGCUCUGUGCCAUCGCUGUGGACGACUUGGGCCAGGCCUAGAGGGCGUGCCAUUCAAUUAUUAAUUGUAGUUGCAAAACUAAAAGUAACGUUUCGUAAUUGUACAAGUUGGAAAACACAAAGCUUAAGAUUAAACACGCAAGAGAAACACACAAGGAAAAGUGAAAAGUCUUAACAAAAUUAAUAAACUCGCCUAACUAUAACAUUGUACUUAGGUCAUAGAACGUCUCUGAGCCUAACUGAUAUUAUUAUUAUUUAAUGUGUAAUGCCGUGAUUUGAUUUUAUAGUUUACCCGUCGAAUUUUUUUCGUAUCCCAAAGUCACUGAUGUUUUUGUAGACCCGGUCCGAACCCACUCAAUAUAUAUUUUAUAAUUGCAAUUAUAUCCAUUAAUAGAGCAGAGCAAAACACUUGAAUAAAAUACAAAACUAUGUACAACAA